Messenger RNA from Scophthalmus maximus (turbot), 2720 nucleotides. Its product is annotated as calcium-binding mitochondrial carrier protein Aralar1-like. Gene Ontology annotation, molecular function: L-aspartate transmembrane transporter activity; L-glutamate transmembrane transporter activity; calcium ion binding. The transcript has 18 exons. Lineage: Eukaryota; Metazoa; Chordata; Actinopteri; Pleuronectiformes; Scophthalmidae. The record is from RefSeq and is a predicted model, not a curated record. Gene Ontology annotation, biological process: malate-aspartate shuttle; aspartate transmembrane transport; L-glutamate transmembrane transport. The coding region runs from base 252 to 2294 and encodes 680 amino acids.
GCUCUAUCUGUGUUGGGCAACUUUCUCCGCGCGCGCCUCGCAUCUCUCCGCGCGGCUCCUCGGCGGACACACGCCGCCCCCCGAAGACAGGAAAGGACAAUACUUGGCUAAAUAUACAUUCAGUGUGUGUGUGUGUGUGUGUGUGUGUGUGUGUGUGUGCGUGCGCACGGUCGAGCCCCACCGAGCCCCGCCGCCGUCGUCCCGAUGCCCAGCGCCUGCGCUCGUCCUCGGCAGCUGACGUCACUCCCAGCAUGGCGGUCAAGGUGCAAGCGACGAAAAGAGGCGACCCCCAUGAUUUGAAGACUAUAUUUCUGAAGUAUGCCAGUGCAGUGGAGGAUGGGGAGCAUUACAUGACCCCCAGAGACUUUGUACAGAGAUAUCUGGGUCUUCAUACACAGCCUCAACACAACCCCAAAACUGUGGAGCUGAUAGCUGGAGUGGCCGACACCACUAAAGACGGACUGAUCUCUUUCCAGGAGUUUCUGGCCUUUGAAUCAGUUCUAUGUGCCCCGGACGCCCUGUUCAUAGUUGCCUUUCAGUUGUUUGACAAGACCGGAACAGGGAAUAUCUCAUUUGAGAAUGUGCGUGACAUCUUCAGCCAGACCACAGUUCAUCACCACAUUCCCUUCAGCUGGGACUGUGAGUUCAUCAGGCUACACUUCGGCCAUGAGAGAAGCAAGCUCCUCAGCUACACAGAGUUCACCCAGUUUCUGCAGGAGUUGCAGCUGGAGCACGCCCGCCAGGCUUUUGCACAGAAAGACAAGAAUAAAAGUGGCACCAUCACCGCCUUGGACUUCAGCGACAUCAUGGCCACCAUCAGGCACCACAUGCUGACUCCGUUUGUAGAGGAGAACCUGGUCUCAGCUGCAGGAGGCAGCACCUCCCACAUGGUGAGCUUCUCCUACUUCAACGCCUUCAGCGCCCUGCUCAACAACAUGGAGCUGGUCCGCAAGAUUUACAGCACCCUGGCCAGCACACAGAGAGACGUGCUCGUUACCAAAGAGGAGUUUGUUCAUGCUGCCAUUAAGUUUGGACAAAUCACUCCAAUGGAGAUUGACAUCCUGUACCAGCUGUCUGGACUCCACUCUCACUCUGGGCGGCUGAACCAUGCAGACAUAGAGAGGAUAGCCCCGCUGGAGGAAGGAGCCAUGCCAUACCACCUAGCAGAGGCCCAGAGACAGCACACUCACGAAACGUCUCGGCCCAUCUGGCUCCAGGCUGCAGAGUCCGCCUACAGGUUUGCUCUGGGCUCACUCGCUGGAGCCACCGGUGCCACAGCGGUGUACCCCAUCGACCUGGUGAAGACGCGCAUGCAGAACCAGCGCUCCACGGGCUCCUUCGUAGGAGAGCUGAUGUACAAGAACAGCUUCGACUGUGCGAAGAAAGUGCUGCGUUACGAGGGCGUCUUUGGAUUCUACAGAGGUCUCGUCCCACAGCUCAUUGGCGUUGCCCCGGAGAAAGCUAUCAAACUCACGAUGAAUGAUUUUGUCAGGGACAAGUUCACCACACAAGAUGGUACCAUCCCUCUGCCUGCAGAGAUUCUCGCUGGUGGAUGUGCUGGAGGUUCCCAGGUGAUUUUCACCAAUCCUCUGGAGAUUGUUAAGAUCCGUCUGCAGGUGGCUGGGGAGAUCACCACAGGGCCCAGGGUCAGUGCCCUGAAUGUUGUGAGAGACCUGGGCUUCUUUGGCCUCUACAAGGGAGCCAAAGCUUGCUUCCUGCGAGACAUCCCCUUCUCUGCCAUCUACUUCCCAGUUUACGCCCACAUCAAGCAGAAGCUGACAGACGAGGAGGGGAGGCUGGGGGCUCUGCAGUUGCUCACCGCUGGAGCUAUUGCAGGUAUACCGGCUGCUUCGCUGGUGACCCCUGCUGAUGUCAUCAAGACCCGGCUGCAGGUGGCGGCCCGAGCGGGCCAGACGUCAUACAGCGGAGUCAUCGACUGCUUCAGGAAGAUCCUCCAGGAAGAAGGUUUCAGGGCGUUUUGGAAGGGCGCAGGAGCUCGGGUCUUCAGAUCCUCGCCGCAGUUCGGUGUGACCCUGGUGACCUACGAGCUGUUGCAGAGAUGGUUCUACGUGGACUUCGGAGGACAUCGCCCCACUGGCUCCGAGCCCACUCCCAAACCGCCGACGGAGGACCUCCCCUCUGUGACGGCGGACCACGUGGGCGGCUACCGUCUGGCUGCUGCAACCUUUGCCGGUGUGGAGAGAAAGUUUGGACUUCACCUGCCCAAGUUCAAGCCUUCUGGGGUGGUGACAGUCCAACCAGCGGAGUCCAAAACCGAGCCACAGGCCUCAUAAACCGUCCGUCACUCAUCAUGGCUGCGAGCGCUGCAUGCUCCUCCAGUCAUCAGGCUUUCACCACAAGGGUCUUUAUUGAACCACGUGUUCAACUCAACGCACUUGAGCGGUUGUCUUGCUUUGAACCCUGCAUGACGAGUAUGGCUUUACUGCUUUGUCUUUGCACAGCUCGCAAAUUUUAUUGUACAUAUUGUACUUCUCUCCAGAGGGACAUUAUGGCAUUACGAAAGAUUUGUUACGUUGCGUUUUAAGUUUAGUUUUUUUUCCUGGCGUGCAACAGCUUUGGUGUGCAUGCUACAGUUGUAUUUCAGGGACACGAGGAUGUACAGAUGUUUUCAAGCUUUUAUUUGGAAAUCAUGACCAGGGACUUGGGGAAAUAAUUUAAAUGUAUUUAUUGUAUUUUAUUGAAAUAAAUCAUUGAAACUG